AAGGGGCUGGGCGGCCGGUGGAGUCUGCGUCGGCGAGGAGGGAUCUGGGGACGGCGAAAGCUGCGGAGGUGGGCUGGGCCGGUGGUGGCCGGAGGGCGGGCCGGCCAUCGAUCGCCUCUGCUGUGUGCCAGGCGCUGUACAAGCAACGCAGGCAUCGCCCAGCAUCCAUGGGGGAGAAGCCGAUUCUGUGCGUCGGCCUCGUGUGCCUGGAUAUCAUCAGCGUGGUGGAGAGCUACCCGGCGGAGGACACGGACACCAGGUGUCUGUCACAGCGCUGGCAACGAGGGGGGAAUGCCUCCAACACCUGCACGGUCUUGUCUCUGCUUGGGGCACCCUGUGCUUUUAUGGGCUCACUGGCUCCAGGCCAUGCUGCCAAAUUCAUCCUGUCUGAUUUCCAGCACCGUAACGUGAAUGUGGCUCAUGUGGUCUGGCAGAGCUGGGGGGAGACGCCAUGUGCCUGCUGCAUCGUCAACAAAACCAAUGGCUCUCGGACAGUCACUCUCUUUGACACCAACCUGCCUGAUGUUACAGAUGCUGAUUUUGAGCAGGUUAACCUGUCUCAAUACAAGUGGAUUCACUGGGAGGGCAGGAAUGCCUCUGAACAGGUGAAGAUGCUGCAACGGGUAGAAGAGUAUAACCACGCCUGCUCUGAAUCUCAGCAAGUGGGCACAUCUGUGGAGGUGGAGAAGCCACGGCAAGAACUGUACCAGCUCUUUGGCUAUGGAGACGUGGUGUUUGUCAGUAAGGACGUGGCUAAAGAUUUUGGUUUCUGCUCUGCUUCUGAAGCUGUGGAGGGGCUAUACGGGCGUGUGAAACCCGGGGCCACCUUGAUCUGCGCUUGGGCUGAGAAAGGGGCCGAUGCGAUGGGGCCAGAUGGUCAGCUGGUCCACUCAGACGCCUUCCCCCCUGACAGUGUUGUGGACACAUUGGGGGCUGGGGACACGUUCAACGCUGCUGUUAUCCUUUCCCUAAGUGGAGGGAAACCCCUUCACGAGGCCAUCACAUAUGGGUGCCGGGUAGCUGGCCGGAAGUGUGGGGUGCAUGGCUACGACGGGAUCGUAUGAGCUGCAUUCCGGAAGCCGUUUCUGCAGGGUCUGGGACCCUUUUCUGAGCCAAGGACCAAAAUCUCCCACCGCUGCACUGCAAACACACCACGGAUGCUGCUGCUGCCUCUAUGCAACUCUCAGCUGGUGGGAAAGGGAUAGGCCAAGCCUGACUUUCUGCCAGUGGUGGGAUUCAAAUAAUUUAACAACUGGUUUUUUACAAGCACCAUUUUAACAAUCGGUUCUGCUGAAGUGGUGCGAACCUGGUGAAUCCCACCACUGCUUGCUGCCCUACACGCCCCCGGCCAUCUGCUCUGGCUGGCCCUGGCACUCUUGUCCCCAGUGGGGAUUCUCCUCUAAGUCACCACUUCCCAACUGAAGAUCAAUAAAAGCACUCAAACGUA
Sphaerodactylus townsendi is the source of this 1447-nucleotide messenger RNA. It is a transcript of the gene KHK, whose product is annotated as ketohexokinase. The transcript is spliced from 8 exons. Gene Ontology annotation, biological process: fructose metabolic process. The coding region runs from base 168 to 1064 and encodes 298 amino acids. Lineage: Eukaryota; Metazoa; Chordata; Lepidosauria; Squamata; Sphaerodactylidae. The record is from RefSeq and is a predicted model, not a curated record. Gene Ontology annotation, molecular function: ketohexokinase activity.